Messenger RNA from Arachis stenosperma, 1656 nucleotides. RefSeq names its product mannan endo-1,4-beta-mannosidase 7. Gene Ontology annotation, molecular function: hydrolase activity, hydrolyzing O-glycosyl compounds. The record is from RefSeq and is a predicted model, not a curated record. The transcript has 5 exons. Lineage: Eukaryota; Viridiplantae; Streptophyta; Magnoliopsida; Fabales; Fabaceae. The coding region runs from base 47 to 1375 and encodes 442 amino acids.
CUUUUCAAAGAGUGUCAGAGAUUGAGAUUGAGAUUGAGCCAAGAAGAUGUUGAAGCAUUUAGUGUUAGUUAUUCUUUUGGCCGUUUUGGUUCAUGACCAUGUUCAUGAUGGCACUACUACUGUGGAAGCUGCAGGGGAUGGUUUUGUAAGAACAAGAGGCAUCCACUUUGUGCUGAAUGGGAACCCUUUUUAUGCAAAUGGCUUCAAUGCUUAUUGGCUUAUGUAUGCAGCUUCAGAUCCAUCUCAGAGGUACAAGGUCUCUUCAGCAUUCCAUGAAGCAACAAGCCAUGGCCUCACAGUUGCUAGAACUUGGGCUUUCAGUGAUGGCGGUUAUAGACCCUUACAAUAUGCUCCCGGAUUCUACAAUGAACAAAUGUUUAAGGGGUUAGAUUUUGUUAUAUAUGAGGCUAGGAAGUAUGGUAUAAAGCUGAUACUGAGUUUGGUGAACAACUAUGAGAGCUUUGGAGGGAAGAAGCAGUAUGUGAACUGGGCUAGAAGUAAAGGGCAGUACCUUACAUCAGACGAUGAUUUCUUCAGGAGCCCUCUUGUUAAGGGUUACUAUGCAAACCAUGUCAAGACUGUUCUUAACAGAUACAACAGUUUUACCGGUAUUCAUUACAAGGAUGAUCCAACAAUCAUGGCCUGGGAACUCAUGAAUGAACCCAGGUGCACUUCAGAUCCUUCAGGCAGGACUAUUCAGGCUUGGAUCACGGAAAUGGCUUCCUUAGUGAAGUCCAUAGACACGAACCACUUAUUGGAGGCUGGUCUUGAAGGCUUCUAUGGUCAAUCAACACCCCAAAGGAAGAGAAUGAACCCUGCUGGCUUCAAUAUUGGCACAGAUUUCAUUGCAAAUAACCGCAUCCCUGGCAUUGACUUUGCAACCGUUCACUGUUACCCCGACCAAUGGGUAUCCAAUUCGAAUGAGCAGUACCAACUCUCAUUCUUGAACAACUGGCUCAAUGCUCACUUCAUAGACGCGCAGUAUGCUCUGAGGAAGCCAAUACUUGUGGCAGAAUUUGGAAAAUCGUUCAAGGACUCAGGUUACAACACCUACCAAAGGGACCAGCUCUUCAGUACCGUGUUCUACAAGAUAUUGGCUUCUGCCAAGAGAGGAGGACCGGCAGCAGGAGCACUCUUCUGGCAGCUUCUCACGGAAGGAAUGGAGUCAUUCCAAGAUGGUUAUGGCAUAAUGCUGGGGCAGGGUUCUUCUACUGCAAACAUGAUUGCUCAGCAGAAUCACAGGCUGUACCUUAUUCGCAGGAUUCUUGGGAGGUUUGCGAAUAUACGGCGGUGGAAGAGGGCCAGGGGAAACAGAAGGUCUGGUGGAAAUGGGGGUGGAAGUUCAAGAAUGGAAUUGCCUCAGUUAUUGAAUUAGUGGAACCGCAUAUUCAAGGGUUUAAUGUGGAUUUCAGUGUUUUCUAUGGGACAUGUUUUAAGGAUUUUCGUUUGUUGAAUUGGUUUCUCUCUUAGAGAUGAAUCAGAAUCGGAAUGCUGUCCAUCCAGGAGGGUUAAACUAGUUAGGUAUAUGUUAUACAACUCUGGUUUUGGUCGUUUCUGCUUCUCCUGUAUAAUACUUAAGUGGUUCUUGAUGUUUUAAAUGGCUUGUACUUGCUUCUUAAGCAAAACCAUGAGAUAUAAAUGUAACACUGAUGUUAG